AUGGUGUCGGGCAUAGUGUUUAGCAACUCCAAUGUGGCCAUUGGUGGCCUCAUUGCGGCGGAAUUGCUGCAAUCGAGCAAUGCGAUUGAGGUAGGCUGGGGCACCGAAACGUCGAUCAAGUUUGCCAACCACUCGCUGGUGUGCAUCACAAACAACGAUGUGCUGCGCGCUCUGGCCCGGUUGGCUCCAACGUACCGGCUGUACGGUGCAACACCGAUCGAACGCACGCAAAUUGAUCACUGGCUAACGUACACGCUGUCGAUGGAGAAAGACCCAUCGGAUGAGUUGACGUAUCUGAACAAAUGUCUUGGCCCGCUAACGUAUCUCGUGGCAAACCAUCUGACCAUUGCUGAUUUGGCCGUUUUCAACGAACUGUACGCACGGUACGAGGAGCUGAAGCGGAUCGGUAUUCCAGUGCACGUGCAGCGCUGGUACAACCUGAUGCUGGCACAACCGAGCACCGUGGAAACGUUCCGCAAGUAUGGCCAAGAGUUGGCGCAGUGCAGUGCAACUGCGGCAGCGGUGGCACGUACGAAGAAGGAGCCCACUCCCGACAAGGGCUCAGAGCGGGCAAGGGAACAGGGCAAGUUUGUGGACCUCCCGGGAGCCGAAAUGGGCAAAGUGGUCGUUCGUUUCCCACCGGAAGCGUCCGGUUAUUUGCACAUUGGCCACGCGAAGGCCGCCCUACUGAACCAGUACUACCAGCAAGCGUUCCAGGGAACACUGAUCAUGCGCUUCGACGAUACGAAUCCGGCCAAGGAGAACGUACACUUCGAACAGGUGAUCCUGGGUGAUCUGAAAAUGCUACAGAUCGAGCCGGAUCUUUUCACGCACACCUCGCAGUACUUCGAUCUGAUGCUCGACUACUGCGUGCGGCUGCUGAAGGAAGGAAAAGCGUACGUUGACGACACGGACCCGGAGCAGAUGAAGAAGGAGCGCGAAGAGCGGGUCGAGUCGAAGAACCGCAGCAACGCCCCGGAGCGCAAUCUGGCGAUGUGGGCCGAAAUGGUGAAGGGCUCCGCGGCGGGCCAAAAGUGUUGUGUUCGCGCCAAGAUUGACAUGUCAUCGGCGAACGGGUGCAUGCGCGAUCCGACGAUCUAUCGGUGCAAAAAUGAGCCACAUCCGCGGACGGGCACCAAGUACAAAGUGUACCCGACGUACGACUUUGCCUGUCCCAUCGUCGACGCGAUCGAAAACGUAACGCACACGCUGCGCACAAUGGAGUACCACGAUCGGGACGAGCAGUUUUACUGGUUCAUUGAGGCACUCGGACUGCGCCGACCGUACAUCUGGGAGUAUAGCCGACUGAACAUGACAAACACGGUUCUGUCGAAGCGUAAGCUCACGUGGUUCGUGGAACAGGGGCUGGUGGAUGGUUGGGAUGAUCCACGGUUUCCGACCGUGCGAGGAAUCCUGCGCCGGGGCAUGACCGUCGAAGGGCUGCGCGAGUUUAUCAUUGCCCAGGGCUCGAGCAAAUCGGUCGUGUUUAUGGAGUGGGACAAGAUUUGGGCGUUCAAUAAGAAAGUGAUCGAUCCGAUCGCUCCACGCUACACGGCACUGGAGGCAGAACGUCGCGUUCCGGUGAUUGUGGCCGGUGUACAACCGGGCACCAUGCAGGCUGCCGUGCAUCCGAAAAAUGCGGAGAUCGGCCAGAAGACGGUACACUUUGGACCGCGCGUGCUGAUCGAUUUGGCCGAUGCGAAAGAGCUGAAGGAGGGCGAGAAUGCAACGUUCAUCAACUGGGGAAAUUUGAUGGUUCGGAAGGUGAACCGGGGAUCGGAUGGUGAACCGGUUUCGGUGGACGCAACGCUCAACCUGGACAACAAGGACUACAAGAAGACGCUCAAGCUGACGUGGCUCUGUGAGCUGCCGGCGGACCAGUACACUCCGACGUAUUGCGUGUACUUCGAGCACAUCAUCAGCAAACCGGUGCUGGGCAAGGAUGAAGAUUUCAAGAAUUAUAUCGGCCACCAAACGAGAACCGAAGUACCAAUGUUGGGCGAUCCGGAGCUGAAGAAGCUGGCCAAGGGAGACAUAAUACAGCUGCAGCGCAGAGGCUUCUUCAAGGUUGACCAAGCGUAUCAUCCGCCGAGUGAAUUCAGCGGUGCCGAGACGCCGAUCGUCCUGUUCGCCAUUCCCGACGGACACGCGACCACUCAGGCAACGGCCAACGUACCCAAGAAGGAAGUGACAGAGAGUAAGAAAGCGAAGCAACCGGCGAAAACUGCUACCGGUCCUGUAGCCAGUUCGGCUGCUGCUGCGGGUGCCAACAUUUUGGACAGCUCAAUCAUCCAGCAAGGCGAAACGGUGCGCAAACUGAAAGCGGCCAAAGCACCAAAGGCGGACGUCGACUUGGCGGUAAAAGUGCUGCUCGAUCUGAAAGCCCAAUACAAGGCGGUGACGGGUAGUGACUGGAAACCGGGUGCCGUUACCACCGCCCCAGUUGCUGCGGUAAGUUCCACCGCCACCGUUGCCGCAUCGGCCGACGCCACUGCACUGAAUGCAAAAAUCAUCGAGCAAGGCGGCGCAGUGCGUGACCUAAAGUCAAGUAAAGCACCGAAAUCCGAAAUCGACGCCGCCGUCAAAGAAUUGCUUAAUCUAAAAGCACAAUAUAAGAGCGCUACGGGAAGUGAUUGGGUAGCGGGAUCGGCAACACCCAGUAGUGCACCGAAUCAGCAGCAGCAACAGCCGCCAGCCAUCGGGGCCGAUGCACUGGAUGACAAAAUCGUCGCGCAAGGGAACUUGGUGCGAGAUUUGAAGGCGAAAAAGUCCCCUAAACCGGAGGUGGAUGCAGCGGUGAAGGAGCUGUUCGCACUGAAAGCACAGUACAAGGCGGCCAACGGCGGAAACGAGUGGAAACCAGCGCCCGUGGCUGCUUUGAAACAAGCCAACACGAAUAAUGCCUCUGGCGGCACCCCGGUGACGGAGUUGAACGACAAAAUCGUAUCCCAGGGUGACCUGGUACGUGAGUUGAAAGCUAAGAAAGCUCCCAAAGUAGACAUUGACGCCGCCGUGAAGGAGCUGCUUGCACUGAAAGCACAGUACAAGCAGGCGACCGGUGGUCACGAGUGGAAACCGGGCUGUGUUCCGCCGCCGGUGCCUGCCGGUGUCGCCAGCACGACGAACGAGGCCAUACUGCUGGAGCAGAAGAUUGCCACACAGGGGGAAAAGAUUCGCGCGCUGAAAGGCAGAAAAGCGGACAAGGCGACCGUCGACGCCGAGGUGAGUGUGCUGUUGAAACUCAAGGCAGACUACAAGUCGGCCACGGGCAAGGAUUGGAAACCAGCGGUGGCGGCGGUGAGUGGACCAGCAGCAGUAGCGCCGGUUAAGCCAGUAGAAUCUGGCAAAGAAAACAUGUCCCCAAGCGGCGGCGACGGCUCAGGGGAGAGGGAAGCGGCAGCCGAGAAGAUCAUCAAACAGGGUGACACGGUGCGCAGCUUGAAGAGUGCUGGUGCCGCGAAGCAGGCGGUGGAUGCUGCGGUCAAAGCGUUGCUCGAGCUAAAGGCGGACUACAAAAAGCUGACCGGCAGUGAUUAUGUUCCGCCGCCCGGUGCGGCCAAUGUCGGUGGCCGGCAGCAAUCUAAACCGGCACCGUCGAAGAAAGAAACGAAACCCCCGAAACAGGAGCCGAAGAAGCCGCAGGAACGGAAGGAAGAAGUCAGUGGUACGGGGCCCAAAAAGCAAACUCGACUCGGCCUGGAAGCGACCAAGGAGGACAACCUGUCGGAAUGGUACUCGCAGGUCAUCACGAAGGGUGAGAUGAUCGAGUACUACGACGUCUCCGGGUGCUACAUCCUGCGGCACUGGUCGUUCGCUAUUUGGAAGGCGAUCCGCACUUGGUUCGAUGCGGAGAUUACGCGGCUCGGCGUCAAGGAGUGCUACUUCCCGAUCUUUGUCUCGCGGGCCGCACUCGAGCGCGAGAAGUCGCACAUUGCCGACUUUGCACCGGAAGUGGCGUGGGUCACAAAGAGCGGCGACUCGGAGCUGGCCGAACCGAUAGCGGUGCGUCCGACGUCCGAAACCGUCAUGUAUCCGGCGUACGCCAAGUGGAUCCAAUCGUACCGCGAUCUCCCAAUACGGCUCAACCAGUGGAAUAAUGUGGUGCGCUGGGAGUUUAAACAUCCGCAGCCGUUCCUGCGCACGCGCGAGUUCCUGUGGCAGGAGGGCCACACGGCGUUCGCGACCAAAGCGGAAGCGGAGGAAGAGGUGCUAAUCAUUCUCGAUCUGUACGCAAAGGUGUACACGGACCUGCUGGCGAUUCCGGUCGUGAAGGGGCGCAAGACGGAGAAGGAAAAAUUUGCCGGCGGUGACUACACGACCACGGUCGAGGCGUACAUCUCGGCGUCGGGGCGCGCGAUUCAGGGAGCCACCAGUCACCAGCUGGGGCAGAACUUUUCGCGCAUGUUCGACAUCGUGUACGAGCACCCGGAAACGAAGGAGAAGGAGUACGUGUACCAGAACUCGUGGGGCAUCACGACGCGCACGAUCGGGGUGAUGGUGAUGGUGCACGCCGACAAUCGGGGGCUCGUGCUGCCGCCCCGCGUCGCCUGCAUCCAGGUGGUGAUCGUACCGUGUGGCAUCACGGUCACCACGACGGACGAGGAGCGGAAGCGGCUGUACGAGAGUUGCCGCGAGCUGGAGCAAUCGCUGGUGGGUGCUGGGAUUCGGUGCGAAGGCGACUAUCGGGACAACUAUUCGCCGGGCUGGAAGUACAACCACUGGGAGCUGAAGGGUGUUCCGGUGCGCAUCGAGCUGGGCUUCAAGGACCUGCAGAAUGGACAGUUUGUGGCGGUACGACGUGACGACGGGACGAAGCGAACGAUCCGGCGUGACCAGGCGACGGCCGAGUUGCCGAAGCUCCUCGAAACCAUCCACGGCAGUAUGUUCGCCAAGGCGAACCGGGAUCUGCACGAUCACAUCAAGGAGACCAAGGAGUGGCCCACGUUCUUGCAGUUCCUCGAAGAGAAGAACAUCAUUCUGACACCGUUCUGUGGCGUGACGGAGUGUGAGGAUCGCAUUAAGGCGGACAGUGUGCGAGACGAGGGAGCGGAAGCGGAACCGGGAGCACCUUCGAUGGGUGCCAAGUCACUAUGCAUCCCGUUCGACCAGCCGGCCCAGGUGGACCCGAAGAAGGACAAGUGCGUUCACCCGGCCUGUGGUCGUCCGGCCAAGUUUUACACGCUCUUUGGCCGAAGCUACUAAACCGCUCUCGGUCCCCCGUUGCGUCGACCGCAGUUGAGGAAGCGCGCUGUAACUAGUUGUC
Messenger RNA from Anopheles bellator, 5263 nucleotides. It is a transcript of the gene GluProRS, whose product is annotated as bifunctional glutamate/proline--tRNA ligase. Gene Ontology annotation, biological process: prolyl-tRNA aminoacylation; glutamyl-tRNA aminoacylation; translation. Lineage: Eukaryota; Metazoa; Arthropoda; Insecta; Diptera; Culicidae. Gene Ontology annotation, cellular component: aminoacyl-tRNA synthetase multienzyme complex; cytoplasm. The record is from RefSeq and is a predicted model, not a curated record. The coding region runs from base 1 to 5202 and encodes 1733 amino acids. The transcript is spliced from 5 exons. Gene Ontology annotation, molecular function: glutamate-tRNA ligase activity; ATP binding; proline-tRNA ligase activity.